Molecule: messenger RNA, 933 nt
Organism: Phlebotomus argentipes
Lineage: Eukaryota; Metazoa; Arthropoda; Insecta; Diptera; Psychodidae
Product: BTB/POZ domain-containing adapter for CUL3-mediated RhoA degradation protein 3
Exons: 4
Coding region: 45-932 (295 amino acids)
Biological process (GO): protein homooligomerization
Molecular function (GO): protein binding
Source: RefSeq, a predicted model, not a curated record
UGAUGCAAGAGUGCCCCCACGAGAGCCGCAAAGAGUGAAACACAAUGUGCGACAACACGCUCAUCAGACCCUCGUCGCAGUACGUGAAGCUGAAUGUUGGAGGAUCUCUAUUCCAGACCACUAUUGGUACCCUCACGAAGCAUGACACAAUGUUCCGGGCCAUGUUCAGCGGACGAAUGGACCUGCAUACGGACGCAGAAGGGUGGAUUAUGAUAGAUCGCAGCGGGACGCACUUCGACAUCAUCCUGAACUUCAUGCGCGACGGCACUGUGACGCUCCCGGAGACGCCCAAGGGAGUCUGCGAGCUGCUGGCGGAGGCCAAGUAUUACUGCAUCAGCGAACUGGCGGAGUCGUGCGAGAGGGCGCUGCCGAAGAAGGAGCGCGAAACUGAACCCAUCUGCCGGGUGCCGCUCAUCACCUCCCAGAAGGAGGAACAAAUGCUGAUAAGCUCAUCAAUAAAACCCGUAGUUAAAUUGCUGAUCAAUCGCCACAACAAUAAGUAUUCAUACACAAACACGUCUGACGACAAUUUGCUGAAGAACAUCGAGCUGUUCGACAAGCUGUCGCUGCGCUUCAGCUGUCGCAUCCUCUUCAUCAAGGACGUCAUUGGCUCAAAUGAGAUCUGCUGCUGGAGCUUCUACGGCAACGGGAAGCGCGUGGCGGAGGUGUGCUGCACAUCCAUCGUGUACGCCACGGACAAGAAGCACACCAAAGUGGAAUAUCCAGAGGCGCGGAUCUACGAGGAGACGCUCAACAUCAUCCUGUACGAGGACAAGCACCUGCCCGACCAGGACCUAGUGCAGGCCACCAGCACGACCAGGGGCGUGGUGGCGGCGGGCAGCGCCGGUCUGUCUACAUACACCAGCGACGAGGAGGAGGAGCGAACGGGCCUGGCGCGCCUGCGGUCGAACAAGCAGAACAACCCCACUUGAU